GUCAGAGAGAAAUGGCGAAGACCUCCAAUCUUGGCCAAUCAGACCGUAUAUAAUUCAUUAAUUUCUACGACCAAAUCAUCAUCAGGCUCUUCGCUCUUCGCUCGUCGCUCGUACUCCCGUGAAAUGCGUCGGACACCGUCGCUGCCACGGCACAUCAACGGUCAGUCACGGGGUCGUGUCUGAACUCAGACAUACUCGCGAAAAGCACACAAUCAAAUUCUAGUAGCGAUGUUCUCGGAGUCGGGAGGCUUUGCUUGCUCCGUCGCUCUCUCAUGGAUCUGCUACUAGGGUUCGGCUUGUGAAGCGACGUCGCGUCAAAUCCCUCCUUCUCCAAAGAUGAAGCACAAAAGCGAGCCUGCUCAUGUUACUAAGCUAGUGAAGUACGUUCUGGUCGGACUCGUUGUUUUUCUGGGCUUGAUUUGUCUGUACUGCGGAUCUUUGCUCGCCCCGGGUUCUCGGAGAGCUGAUGACGAUGCCACCGCCGACGGCGUCGAUCCCGUGCUCGGCGGAUAUGUACGUGAAGACGGUGAUUUCGAUGACUUGUUCGAAGAUCAAGAGCACAAUCCGGAAGUUCCCAAAAGCAUACCUGUUUGUGAUAUGAGGUUUUCGGAGUUGAUACCUUGCUUGGAUAGAAAUCUCAUAUACCAACUGAAAUUGAAGCCCAAUUUGGCAUUAAUGGAGCACUAUGAGCGGCAUUGUCCACCUCCAGAGCGGCGCUACAAUUGCCUGAUUCCACCCCCAAUUGGUUACAAGAUCCCUAUUAGAUGGCCGGCAAGCAGGGAUGAAGUGUGGAAGGUGAAUAUACCACACACACAUCUUGCAUCAGAGAAAUCGGAUCAGAAUUGGAUGGUUGUGAACGGAGAUAAAAUAAAUUUUCCUGGUGGUGGAACCCAUUUCCAUAAUGGAGCUGAUAAGUACAUCAUUGCUCUUGCGAGGAUGCUUAAGUUUCCUGAUGAUAAACUCAACAAUGGGGGAAACAUCAGGAAUGUUCUUGACGUGGGUUGUGGGGUUGCAAGUUUUGGGGCCUAUCUUCUCCCCCAUGACAUUAUGGCUAUGUCUCUUGCGCCCAAUGAUGUUCAUGAGAAUCAAAUACAGUUUGCACUGGAGAGGGGGAUCCCAUCUACUCUUGGUGUCUUGGGGACAAAGAGACUUCCUUAUCCAAGCAGAUCAUUUGAAAUGGCUCAUUGUUCACGAUGUAGAAUUGAUUGGCUUCAAAGAGAUGGGAUUCUCUUGUUAGAACUGGAUAGAUUACUAAGACCAGGUGGGUAUUUUGUGUACUCUUCUCCUGAAGCCUAUGCACGGGAUGCGGUAAAUCGAAGGAUUUGGAAUGCUACAUCUGAUCUGCUGAAAAGGAUGUGCUGGAGAGUUGUUUCAAAGAAAGACCAGACUGUUAUAUGGGCGAAGCCGACAAGUAACAGCUGUUUUGCAAAGAGAGACCCUGGGACUAUCCCCCCUCUGUGUAGUUCCGGUGAUGAUCCUGACGCCUCUUGGAAUGUGUUCAUGAAGGCAUGCAUCACACCAUACUCAGGAAAGGUGCACAGACAAAAAGGGAGUGGAUUAGUUCCUUGGCCACAAAGGCUUACCACUGCACCCUCUCGCCUCGAAGAAUUUGGUAUCAGUGCUGAGGAAUUCCAAGAAGACACUAGCAUUUGGUAUUUUAGAGUGUUUGAGUACUGGAAGCAGAUGAAGUCUGUUGUAGAGAAGGACUCCUUCAGAAAUGUCAUGGAUAUGAACUCAAACCUUGGUGGAUUUGCUGCCGCUCUUAAAGAUAAAGAUGUUUGGGUGAUGAAUGUUGCUCCUGUUAAUGCAUCUGCCAAACUGAAGAUCAUAUAUGAUCGAGGCUUGAUUGGAACAGUUCAUGAUUGGUGUGAAUCAUUUUCUACAUACCCACGCACCUACGAUCUACUUCAUGCCUGGCAAGUGUUCUCAGAGAUUGAGGAACAUGGCUGUAGUUCAGAGGAUCUACUAAUUGAGAUGGAUCGGAUACUACGGCCAGAUGGCUUUGUCAUUAUAAGGGACAAACCCUCUAUCAUAAAUUAUAUACAGAAGUUCUUGAUUGCAUUAAGGUGGGAUGGCUGGUCAAUAGAAGUAGAACCAAGGAUUGAUGUUCUUUCUGCCAGUGAUGAAAGAGUUUUAAUUGCAAGAAAGAAAUGGGAGGAGGUUUCAACAAUUUGAAAUCUGCUUCCUUUUGCCCUGGCAGGCCAGCUGCUGCAGGGGAGCAACAACAACUUAGUACCCAUGAAAAAGAGUGGGGGUGCCAGGACCUCUGUUGAGUUGGAGUUGGCAUUUAGGACCAAGAUUCCAUAAUUUUUGAGAAAAAGUCACAGCAUGUAAAGAGACAAGUGAUUAGGAAUGCAGCCAUAUAGAGAUACAGCCUUAUCUGGAAGAACCAGUGGGGCAUGAGUUAAGCUAUAAAUGCGUUAUUUGAAUAACAUUUUUUGUAUUCAUAGGGUGGGUUUUCAAGUAAUUAGUAUCGCUUCCUAA
Molecule: messenger RNA, 2484 nt
Organism: Vitis riparia (riverbank grape)
Lineage: Eukaryota; Viridiplantae; Streptophyta; Magnoliopsida; Vitales; Vitaceae
Product: probable methyltransferase PMT9
Exons: 8
Coding region: 337-2175 (612 amino acids)
Cellular component (GO): cytoplasm; endosome; trans-Golgi network
Molecular function (GO): methyltransferase activity
Source: RefSeq, a predicted model, not a curated record